AUGCCUUGUUGUGGUGAUAGAGAAAAGGGCCCGGUGUCCAUGGAGGAGAAAUGGGACUACAUCAAUCUGAAUGAUUUCAAGUCGGAAUCUUGUUGGACUCCAUUCUCCUACUUCUUCAUCUACGUCUUCUUGCUCAUCUCCUUGGCCGUCUAUGCCGUCGACACCUUUACCGCUGUUAAUCUACUCGCCUUCUCUCGAUGGGCCGGCCAGAUCAAGCCGACCAUCCCCUUUACCAUUUCCCGAUGGAUCUUCGCCGUCUGCAUUAUUAUCUCGUUUGUGCUCUUGGUGCUCCGAUGGCUCCAUGCCAUUCGCGCAAUUCGAUCCGGAAGCAUCGCGCAAUGCUAUCUGGAUUCUCUUGCCGUGCGCGUCCAGAGUAUUCGUCCAGGAAAGCGUGGACGCGGUUGGCGCCGCUUCAUCGUCUUCGCUGAACUGACCAAAAGUAAAAAGGGGGCCGAGUACGUUGCUCUGUUUGCGUACUUCUCUUUUGAAUCUUGGAUGAACACGGUUUUCGCCGAUGGACCGCGCCAAGUCGUGAACGCGAUCACUCUGUACUCCGUCAUGAGGAUGGACUUGCUCCCUGGCGGUGAGCAUGCACAUAAAGCCAACGAUGACACCCCAGGAGUCGUCCAAUUCUUCGACAACGUAAAAAUUCUAGCCGAAGAGAACAAUCUCCGCGCAUUGGUCCUCUUCGGUAUGCUGUUCACGUUGGUCAUCUGGGUUUUGUCCGUUCUGAAGCUUUUGCUUGCCAUCAUUCUUUAUUUGAUCUUCUUGUUCCACCAUAUCCCGUCCGAGGACGGUUCACUGAAAGCCUACUGCCGGCGCAAGAUCAAUAACCGACUUAAGCGCAUUGUGCAUAGAAGGGUCAACAAAGCCUUAGCGAAGGGCUUGAAGUUGCAGGACCGCACCCCAACAAACCCGAACAUGGGCAUCGACCGGAAACCGACGUUACCAACCUUUGAUGAUGACAAGGGUCCUGCUGUUGCUAGCAUAUCCCGCUCGACGACGCAGACAACACUGCCGCCGUAUACUUCUCGUCCGGGGACCGCUGGCCCCGAACGGAACCCAACUCUACCGGACCUUGGUGCAUUCGAGAAGCCGCCACUGAGUCGAAGCGUUACCCAAUCAUCUGCCUUCUCAGAUGCUGCUUCGUUAUCUGGUACUACUGUGGUGUCGGGAUACAGCCCCCUCGACCGUCAACCCUCUCCCGCCCCACCUGUGCCCGCGCUUCCCAACAACCUUAUGCAGCGCACUCAGACUCCCAUGUCCCGACCGACCUACACGCCUGCCCCAUCCGUACCCACUCGCGGACCAAGUCGCAUGGGCUCUGCCAACGGAUAUCGAGAUCCAAGCGAAGCCUAUGGAUCCCGCAAUGGGUACCCGGGAAAUGACGCUCCAUACCGCACAUACACCCCCAUGACUGAUCCGACAGGCCGUUCCUACACCCCUGCAACUGCUACAUCUGAUGGACCGGCUCGGAUGUUCUCUCCCGUUCACAGCGGUACUCCUGGGCCACGACCGGAAGAGGGUUACCCCUUGCGGACAUUUACUCCUGCCAACCCGAGCAUUACUCGAUCGCAAACCAGCUUCACUCCCGUGGACGAUAGUAUGGGAAGAACAUUCUCUCCGAUCAACCGUACCGGCACGUCGCAAUCGGCACCCUCAGGAGGCGGUUACGUUGCCUUCAACUCCUCGGCCCGGGAAUCCCCCGCACCAAGCAGGCAUCCUGCGAGCUCCAACUCGCCCAGUGAAUACAGUACUGGCCUGCCUCCGGCGCGAGGUUACACCCCGCAGCCUUAUCCUCACUCACAGCACGGCUACCGUCAAGACCACUUCUAA
This is a messenger RNA of Aspergillus terreus NIH2624, 1836 nucleotides long. RefSeq lists its product as uncharacterized. Gene Ontology annotation, molecular function: potassium ion transmembrane transporter activity. The transcript has 3 exons. The coding region runs from base 1 to 1836 and encodes 611 amino acids. NCBI's taxonomy places the organism in Eukaryota, Fungi, Ascomycota, Eurotiomycetes, Eurotiales, Aspergillaceae. Gene Ontology annotation, biological process: potassium ion transmembrane transport. Gene Ontology annotation, cellular component: plasma membrane. The record is from RefSeq and is a predicted model, not a curated record.